AGAGAGGGGGAGUGGUAGACAGGACAGGGCAGGCCCGGAUUCUCCCUGUUUUUAACCACCGCUCUCUCUCUCUCACUGACUCACAGGGGUGUUGCCUUGCCCGGACUCAGGACUCCAGCCUCCAGCCUGCAGCCUGCAGUUUAAACCCCCUGAUCCUCCUUCCAGCGUGGCUCAACCUCCUCCAGCAGCAGCAGCAGCAGGCCCUGUCUAAACCAGCCAGCCAGCAGGAGAAAGCAUGGUGUCCCACCCCGAGUUCGAGCGGGCAGGAAAGCAGCCUGGCCUGCAGGUGUGGAGGAUUGAGAAGUUUGACCUGGUGGCCGUGCCAGAGAACCUCUAUGGAGGAUUCUACACCGGCGAUGCCUACGUAAUCCUGAACACUAUCAAGCAGCGCUCUGGCAACCUGCAGUAUGACCUCCACUUCUGGCUCGGUGAUCACUGCACACAGGAUGAGAGUGGGUCAGCUGCUAUAUUUACAGUACAGAUGGAUGACUACCUGGGUGGAAAACCCAUCCAGUACCGGGAAGUCCAGGGCUUCGAAUCUAAAACCUUCCUGGGCUACUUCAAAAAAGGUCUGCAGUACAUGAAAGGAGGAGUGGCAUCAGGAUUCAAGCAUGUGGUCACCAAUGAGGUGGUGGUGCAGCGAGUGCUCCAGGUCAAAGGGCGCCGUGUUGUGAGGGCAACAGAGGUGCCAGUGAGCUGGGACAGCUUCAAUACCGGAGACUGCUUCAUCCUGGACCUGGGAAAUGAAAUCUACCAGUGGUGUGGAUCCAAAAGCAAUCGUUUCGAGAAGCUGAAGUCCACCCAGCUUGCUAAAGCUAUCCGAGACAAUGAGCGCAGUGGGCGAGCCCGGGUGUAUGUGUGUGACGAAGGGGUGGAGCGUGAGAAGAUACUUGAGGUUCUUGGAGAGAAGCCAGACCUGCCUGAAGGAGCUGGUGAUGACCUCAAAGCAGACGCUUCCAACAGGAAACUGGCUAAACUCUACAAGGUUUCAGACGCCAGUGGUUCCAUGACUAUGGCCUUGGUGGCCGAUGAGAACCCCUUCUCUCAGAGUGCUCUGGAGUCCACUGACUGCUUCAUUCUGGAUCACGGCUCUAAUGGCCAGAUCUUCGUAUGGAAAGGAAAGGACGCCAAUGUUGAGGAGCGCAAGGCAGCCAUGAAGGCGGCAGAUGAGUUUAUUAAGAAGAUGGGCUACCCCAAACAGACCCAGGUGCAGAUCCUUCCCGAGAUGGGCGAGACUCCACUGUUCAAGCAGUUCUUCAAGAACUGGCGCGACGUGGACCAGACGGAUGGCAUGGGCGUGGCCUACGUUUCCAACCACAUCGCCAAGAUCGAGAAGGUGCCGUUCGAUGCCUCCACGCUGCACGACUCGCCUGCCAUGGCGGCGCAGCACGGCAUGAUUGAUGACGGCAGAGGAGAUAAACAGAUCUGGCGUAUUGAAGGCGCAGACAAAGUUCCUGUUGACCCCUCUACUCACGGACAGUUCUACGGCGGAGACAGUUACAUCAUCCUUUACAACUACCGCCACGGAGGCAGACAGGGACACAUCAUCUACAUUUGGCAAGGUGUGGACUCCACCCAGGAUGAAAUUGGGGCGUCUGCUAUCCUGGCUGCUCAGCUGGAUGAUGAGCUGGGAGGAGGACCCGUUCAGGUGGCUGGUGUUCCUAUCACUACGCAGGUACGUGUGGUCCAGGGUAAGGAGCCAGCCCACCUGAUGAGUCUGUUUGGUGGGAAGCCCAUGGUGGUGUAUAAGGGAGGCACGUCCAGAGAGGGAGGUCAGAGUGCGCUGGCAGAGACCCGCCUCUUCCAAGUGCGCUCCAAUUCAGCCGGCUGCACCAGGGCUGUCGAGGUCGACGCUGUGUCCUCUAACUUGAACUCCAACGAUGCCUUCAUCCUGGUGACCCCAGCAGGAUCUUUCAUGUGGGUGGGCGUGGGGGCGAGUGACUCUGAGAAGCAAGGAGCUCAGGGACUGUGUGACAUUCUCGGAGUGUCUGCUUCUGAGAUCACAGAGGGAGGAGAGAGUGAUGAUUUCUGGGCGGCUCUUGGAGGAAAGGCAGCGUAUCGCACCUCCACCAGGCUGAAGGAUAAGAUGGAUGUUCACCCACCCAGACUGUUCGCCUGCUCCAACAAAACCGGGCGCUUCAUUAUUGAGGAGGUACCUGGGGAGAUGACUCAGGAAGAUCUAGCCACAGAUGAUGUUAUGAUCCUGGACACCUGGGACCAGGUGUUUGUGUGGGUCGGUAAUGAGGCACAGGAGGAGGAGAAGACCGAGGCAGUGGCUUCAGCUGCCCGCUACAUUGAGACUGACCCGGCCAAGCGUGACCCGCGCACGCCCAUCGUGAAGAUCAAGCAGGGCUCUGAGCCGCCCACGUUCACCGGCUGGUUCCUGGGCUGGGACCACGACUACUGGAGCAGCGACCCUCUGGAGCGAGCCAUGGCCGAGCUGGAGCUGUGAACCCUCACUCCUGACCCCGACCUUUAACUCCACUGCCUUAGUAGAAGUGUAGACUCUGCCUUUUUCACUGGGAUAGAUGGAGCUCAUGGAGCUGCUUAUGGAUCAGUGUAAAAAGGCAGCAUCUGUCUAGAGAACCUUAGUGCCCUCGUCUUUAGCCACCAAAGUCUAAACAGAACUAAACAGUCAAAUAAACGCCUGUUCCCUGCACUGUCGUUACAGCAAUAUUUAAGUGGGAGUUUUUGCUAUUUGCUAUAGGUAGAUUGUGUGCUAGACAUGUAGAACGGGCAUAGGCUGAAUGAUCGGGUGGUAUUCACAAAGCGUCUCUAUAUAUUCAUUUUUUUUAGUGGUGUUUCUUGACCAUACAGUAAUGAAGAUCUGUAACUAGCAGAAGUGUCAUAUAAUAAAGUAGAAAUACUCCAUUACAUUACUUAAAUAGAAAUGUUGAUUAUCUAUACUUCACUGGAGUAAAUAUUUUUACAUUUUCAUACAAUUAUUUGAAAUUUCUACUCCUAACAUUUUAAAAAUAGCCUUGUUACUUCUAUUUUAUUUCAGCUGGUUUUCAUUCCGGCUUCUCAUCGUUCAAUAAAACCCCUAUCCAGAUAAAUCUCUCCAUCCAGAUAAAUUGAAUCUGAUUGUGAUUGGAUGUAGAAAAGUAUAAACAACAUAUACCAUUCCGACUCCCUAUUGGUUUAUACUGUGAUCCAUCACACUUGCACAUCACAACCCCCCUAUAUAAAGUUUUAACUUUAAUAUAUUUACAUUCUACUAAAAUACAUUAAUUUUCAAUAAGAAUAUAUGCAGCUGAAACAGGGAGCAGUAGCCUAGUGCAUCCAAAAUUAUAUUAUCAACAUUAACAUUUUAAUAUAACAUUAUAGUCAUUAUGGCUUUUAGAAAAAAAGUGUUUUGUGGCUUUAUUUUUUCACCUUGUAUUACUUUUACUUUUAUACUUUAAGUAGUUUUGAAACCAGAACCUUUUUAAACACUUUUACUUAAAGAGUAAAAAGCUUGAGUUGAUACUUCAACUUCUACAGAAGUAUUUUUUAAACCCUGGUAUCUUUAUUUCUAUCUAAGUAAUGAAUGUAAAUAAUACUUUUGACACCUUUGGUAACAAGCAUAAAUAACCUUACCGUGAAUCUGCUGUUCUAAUCUGAGAUGCAUUUGAGAAUACAGACUUUGGCCUGUAAAUUAUGUUAAAUUGAUUUUAGUGGCAUUUAAGACCCAGUCAGCAAUCUAAUAAAUGAAUAAAUACAAUGUAAAUAAAUAAAAUAAUGAAUUAAUAAUUAAGAUAAAGAAAUUCUGACAUGUUUUAUUGUUUACAAUGAUUUAAUUGUGCAGAAUAAGUGCUAUUGCUACAUAAAAAACAAGUAAAUUAAAUGCCGUGAUUCCCGACUGGGCAUUUACCAAACCCGAUCAGCCUUGUUCUUUCUACAUGUUUGCUUUUAGACGUUUUAUCUUUAUGUAUUGAUUUUUUUUAAAGUGACCAACAUUUUAAGGGCUUUUAAAAGCAAUCCUAUCUUUACUAGUGGAAUUAAGCCAAGCCUUUGCACUCGUUUUUUGGUUUAGCAUUUGAAUUAUUGUUGAAUUUUAUAACAGAACUAAAGCCAUGUCUCAAUUGAUAGUGCCUCUAAGUAAUUCUCAAUACAACACAAUGGCCACUGA
Astyanax mexicanus (Mexican tetra) is the source of this 4111-nucleotide messenger RNA. It is a transcript of the gene gsna, whose product is annotated as gelsolin a. Lineage: Eukaryota; Metazoa; Chordata; Actinopteri; Characiformes; Acestrorhamphidae. Gene Ontology annotation, molecular function: actin filament binding; phosphatidylinositol-4,5-bisphosphate binding. The transcript is spliced from 17 exons. The record is from RefSeq and is a predicted model, not a curated record. Gene Ontology annotation, cellular component: actin cytoskeleton; cytoplasm. Bases 236 to 2452 code for a protein of 738 amino acids. Gene Ontology annotation, biological process: actin filament severing; actin polymerization or depolymerization; barbed-end actin filament capping.